GCACGCAAUCAUUCAUACUAGUCGGACUCAUAAUCGGGCCCGAGCUCAUUGUCGCUGACAGGCUCCUCGCAGUGUUCGGGUCAGCGUUCUUUGGAUUGAUCCAUGCCCAGCCUAAACUUGAAACGAACUUCGAAAGCCAGAAAUUAUGCUAUCGGUAUUGGUCUCCUUCUUGUGGUCGUCUUUCUAUGGACAUUCUCGAACUUCCUGACGCAGGAUUUGUUCGAGGGUGGAUACGACAAACCUUUCUUAGUAACGUAUUUGAACACGACUGCAUUUGCAUUCUAUCUAUUUCCGUUUGUGAUACGGAAAUACUGGGCAAGUUAUCGAAAGCAAGACAGCAUCUCGACAGGAACCUAUCAACCGCUACGUCAAGAUUUGUCGAGUACUUCUGAAUUUACUAUCGACGAUGUGCCCAUAGAGACACGUGAUACCCCUUUGACACCUCGCGAAACUGCAAGACUCGCAUUCUACUUCAUGUUCCUCUGGUUCAUAGCUAAUUGGACCUUAAACGCCGCCCUUGGAUAUACGAGCGUAGCUAGUGCAACCAUACUGUCCAGUACGAGCGGAUUUUUCACUCUCGCCUUGGGCCGUUUGUUUCGUGUAGAAACGUUGAGCGGCGGAAAGAUCGGUGCUGUAUUGACAAGCUUCACCGGCGUUAUUCUAGUAUCUCUGUCAGAUUCAGCUCGAGAUCAUCCGGUUAAUCCCGCUUCCGUCGUUGCAAUGAACUCUCGACCCAUUUUCGGGGAUUUUCUCGCACUGCUAUCAGCCAUAUUUUAUGCCCUUUAUGUGAUUUUCCUCAAAGUCCAGAUACAAGAAGAAUCGCGGAUCGACAUGCAGCUUUUCUUUGGGUUCGUCGGGUUGUUCAACGUCUUCUGUUGUUGGCCAUUGGGUUUUAUCUUGCACUGGACUGGCCUCGAAAAUUUCGAGUUGCCAUCAGGAGAGAAAGUAAUAGCCGCUAUUGUGAUCAACAUGUUUAUCACACUCUCGAGUGACUUUCUCUAUGUGUUGUCCAUGCUCAAAACAUCGCCUUUGGUUGUUACGGUUGGACUGAGUCUCACCAUACCACUUGCUGUCGUUGGCGACUUUUUCCUUGGAAAGCCUACCAAAGGACAAGUCCUGUUCGGGGCACUACUGGUGCUGAUUGCAUUCAGUAUCAUCGGAAUUGAAAAUUCCAAAGUCAAAAACGAGCAAGAUCGAGAGGAAGAGGCUGGUGUAAGCGGGCAGCACCAUCAGGCUCGUCUUGGAGGAGAUCUGUCUUAAUCACCCUGAAUCCUGUCAUUGUAUACCGAUCUCCGUUUUAUAGACAAUAGAUGCUUAGAAAAAAGGGUUGCCCCAAUCAAACAUAACCAACCAU
Molecule: messenger RNA, 1354 nt
Organism: Serpula lacrymans var. lacrymans S7.9
Lineage: Eukaryota; Fungi; Basidiomycota; Agaricomycetes; Boletales; Serpulaceae
Exons: 9
Coding region: 103-1260 (385 amino acids)
Biological process (GO): regulation of peptide transport
Cellular component (GO): membrane
Source: RefSeq, a predicted model, not a curated record